Molecule: messenger RNA, 7721 nt
Organism: Bemisia tabaci
Lineage: Eukaryota; Metazoa; Arthropoda; Insecta; Hemiptera; Aleyrodidae
Molecular function (GO): protein binding
Source: RefSeq, a predicted model, not a curated record
GCCGCGGCCGCGGCCCGUGUUUGACUGUUUGUUGAUUCCGUUUCAGUCGCGUGAAUUCGUGAGUGGCGGAGUCAGUGACUUAUCCGCUUCGCGUCUGCGUCCGUUGCAACGUGUUGAAUUUGUGUUUAUACUCGUCCCCGCGAUGGGAACGUCGUGCUAAAUGUGCUCUGUGUGUUUCGUGUCGUGUUCGUGUGUGUUUUCACCAUGUCAUCGGCCACAAGCAGUGGCAAUAUCGUGGUCGAGUGGUUGAAGUCCCUGCAUUUGGGCCAGUACGCCGAGUCCUUCCUUGAUAACGGUUACGAUGACUUGGAGAUUUGCAAGCAAGUCGGUGAUCCGGAUUUAGAUGCUAUCGGUGUUUUUAACUCGACCCAUCGGCACAGAUUGCUUCAAUCAGUGCGAACUCUCCGCGAAGAGGGUGCCGCGUCUGUUUACUUCACUCUCGAGGAAUCCGCGGCCAUCCAGGAGGAAUGUUUGUGUGAUAGUGCGAGUAUCAGGUCCUCCAGGGCCUCCUCGGGUACCGGGAAAACCUCUGAUAAGGAGCUUCCGUCCAAGAAUUCUGCUUCUGCGGGAUCCUCCAGCACGGGCAGUGUCCAAGAGUUGCAUGCCUACCAUGAUGAGUAUGAGGAGGGCAAAGCCGAGUUGGUUAGAAUCCCCAGGCUUCAGUUGAAAUCUCUCCUCAAAGAAAAGUUGUCGCAAGAUGGUAUCCAGCUCAGCAAUCAGCCUUAUUCCACCAUGGACGGACAGCGGGGUUACCUGGAAGGGCUGGCGUCGAGGUACGCGGACAUGUACAAAACCCACUAUCGGGACGUCUUGGAGCACUUGGAGGACCUGCGGCGGAGAGCUUGGGGGGUCCACCUGUCCCCCAGCCCCAGGACCCCUCCCGGCCCGGCCCCCCGCUCGCCCACCCUCACCACUAGCCUUUCACAACCCAUCUACGUGCCCGGCAAGUAUUCGCCUUCAAGUUGCCUAAGUGACCGGGAAGAAGAUGAAAUUUACGGGUUUGCUGGCGAAGCCAGAGAACCUGUCUACGGUGUCUAUGAAAAACCGAAGCCUCAAAGACGAGUUGUCAUUAAUAACUACCAAAAUUGCCUCAAUCCUAGAUCAGCUUAUUUUUACGAAUUUCCGCCCACUGAGCGAUCCGGGAAGAAGAAAACAACGUUCACCAGGUUCUUGAAGCACUUGAAAGCUCAUAGGAAAGAGAAAAGUGGGUCGCCUAAGCAUCCAAUGCACCGGGCGCUGACGCCCGACAGACUGGACGAGCCGCCCGGCUCCGAGUACGAUAGAUUGAAAUAUUUCACCCAUGGGCACUCCGGAUUCGAGGAGACUAUUCAUAGGUUAAAACUUCAGGAAGCGAUGAAGAAAAAAGAGCGUUUCGACCGAGAACACGAAGAGAUUUUGCGGGAUAUCCGACACGGACUGAGCCGGGAGGCGAGCCUGGGGGUCCAGUUGCGGGGGGAAGGAGGCGGGGGCGGGGGAGGCGCCGGGAGUGACGACACCUACAUGUACGACGACGACAUGAUCCGAUUGGCCACACUCGGGCACCACUGGUACGAUGAGCCCCCUUAUGAGAGCGACCCCGAGGACUUCUUAAUGGUGGCUGCCGACCAACACAAUCAGAGGGUGUGCUACACGAUGAAAACGGACAAGAUGGGCCUGGGUCGGAGCGGAGGCAAAGGACUCAAAGGCAGUAAGGGGAAAGGAAAAGGGGUGCAAGUGAACGGAAACGGAACGUGCAACACCAUGGGUGAGGGCGGUGUGAUAUCUUUGCGUUUGGCCGGUGAUAUCUCCCUUCCACCAAUGGGCAUCCACCAACGGGGGCUCAUUCUUCCCCAGGCGGGCCCCUACCCUCCAACGGUUAUCCCACUUACUAGACACGCACAUGCCAACAACCGGGAAUCGGGAGACUAUGCUGCCUCUGAUAUCCAAAGCGUCUGCUCAAGGCUGUCGUCUCUAUCGAUGGAAACCAGUCGUUCAGAAGCGUGUGAACCAGAUUUAUACCAUCGACUGAGGCCAUUUAACAAUGGGAAUGAUUCAGCCAUUUCCCCUGGGAGCUCUGACUGCACUGAGGAAGACAUGGUUACGCUCCAUUCAACGCAGAGAGGUAGUUCUUUCCUUGCCCAUCGAGUGCAAGGGCUUAAGUUUGACCGAUCUAGUGCUCAAAGAAAACACACUCAUAGAUAUCGAUGUGAUCAGCAUACUAGCUCCAUAGAAAGCUUGCCAAGUGGUUCGAGUACACAACCCUUGAUGCAAGGAAAUAGUUCAGAAGAGACUGGUUCUCCGUCUCCAACAAUUGCUCGUGCCAAAGCUCUCGUUGAUUAUACACCUAGCCUUUAUGAAAAAGAUGCGCUCAAAUUUAAAAAAGGUGAUGUUAUUGAAGUAAUCUCUAUGUCAACUAAUGGUCUUUGGCAAGGUCGACUUGGGGGCAAACAAGGUUACUUCAAGUUCACCAAUGUUCAGCUGACUAAUGAAGGAAAUAAUGUCCACCGCCAGCACAAGCCAUUGCAGUUCAAACAUCGUAGUAGACAUCGACCACAAACCUUAGAGCAACUGUUAGAAACAAUUAAUAUGAAGGAACAUAUGUCAAUAUUUAUGUUGAAUGGAUAUGAAGAUUUAGAAUCAUUUUGUGCAAUUCAAGAAAAAGACUUGGAUUACUUGGGUAUCCUGGAUAUCGAACAACGAGCUUUAAUAUUAGCUGCAGUAGAAGUAAUGCACGGUUAUGAAUCUCCAGACAAUGGGGACAGUAGUGGAGACGAAUACAAUCCAGAAUCCUUUGACCAACAAAAUAAUCAUGAGCACUCGAGGUCGAAUAAUCUAGACUCGAACUUAUCAGAGACAUCAUCGGCGUCUACACGAACAAGCACGAAGAGCGAAAAUUCUCAUCCAAUGAUCAAAACCAGUGCAAACAAUGUCUCAUCAGUUGAAGUGACAGAGACGCAAGGGAGCAAUACUUAUCUACCAAACAUACCGACAAAAACAAAUCAAAAGUCCAGUAGUAUAGUUGAAAUAACGAGCAGCGAUCUCAAAAGUAAUGAAAAAGUUGCAGUAGUCAAGUACAUUUGUAAUCCUUCAGACUUGACCUGUGAAACCAAUAGCUCCAUAGUGAGAAACUCAGAGGAAAAUCAUGUCAUUCGACGCAACUCGAGCAAUUGCUGCACAUUUAGUGAAAAGUCCAGUGACUCAGGGAUUAGCAGUAGUUCUGUGUCUUCAUCAGCCCCUAAUCAAAACUCUGUGAUGAAAAUCAAACGCAAAAUUCAAACAACCAAUAAUAUUAGUCCGGGAACUAAGGCAGCAUUAAUCGAGUCGCCAACAAGGAGUUAUGUCGGUCAUUUUGUAAUGGAUUCUAGAAAAAACUGAUCAAUUUUUGCUGCAAAAUCAAACAUCAAGAUUUUCUCCGACAAUGCCAUAUUUUUUUCAAUAAGUCACUUCAAAAUAAGAACUAGGUGACUUUUUAAAAAAUCUAUCCAAGUUGUUUUAUUUUUAUUUUGUCUGUGAUCUUCAGUAUUUAAGUUUAUAUUAAAAUAGAUUUUUCCCCUGAAGCCAAACAUUCCGUAAAUAUUUUGAACAAUAUUGUAUUUUCUCAAAUUUUCCUUUAUAAGGGGGUGUUAGGUAUUUGAAUGUAGACUAGGGUGUUCUUUACCUUUGUUGUAAUUUUGCAUAAGUUGUGCAGAACAUUUUCCUAUGCAAAUUUUCUGCGAUAUAUUUGAAGAACUUAAGUUUCACAAUUUCUAGUUUAACAAACUCUGCCAACUUGUCAGAUCAUUGAGUAAAAAAGAAAAUUGAAUUUUUUUUCUAACCAAUCAUCUCAUUAGUGAAUUAUAUUUUGAAUGCACUCUUGAAAUAAUUGGAUGCAUUGCAAGAAACAACCUCAACAUCUUGGACGUUAAUUUGAGUACUAAGUCGUUUUACCCCAGUUAUACAUACUUUUACAUUGUUUACUACCAAGGCUGCAUACAAAUUUGAAUAUUUAGUGGGUUCAUUGGAGCAAUUUGAUGGUAGAUCUGCAGGAAUGUGUAUCUAGGUUUGCAACGUUGCAGACUUCCUGUCCUCGUUUGUUUCUCCUGUAGAAAAUUACUCGACAUCAUCUUGUGGAAACUUCCCUGUUUUUUUUUCCUCUGUGUGAAGAAAAUUCUGUAAAAAUUUCAAACAAUAGAGAUGGCUUGUUCUCAUUUGAUAAAAUUAAAUGCCAGCUAAUACACCCCAAACGAGAUAUGCGUUCCUGCAGUUUUACUGUCUAAUUCCAAGAUUUAGAUGAGAGGUUUGCUAUCUUGCAAAAAGCCGGUUUUAUUGGCAAUGCCACUAUUUUUCACAAUUUUUUUCAGGAACAAAAUAUGUUUUUUACCACUUCUUCGGAAUAAAAAUCCUCAAAUUUAUUUUCAUAAGAAUUACAUAGGAAACGGUGAAAAACUGAUUUUCCCCUUAAUUGCAUAAUUUUGCUUUCCUGAGAAGUUCGGCUGAGCGGCUGAGGGCAAUUUUCUUGCAACGCAUCAUAAAUGCAAUUUUUCUCCAAGUAAUUAAUUUGUAGACUGAUCAAUUUAUAAGAUCGAAUGAAUUUUAGCAAUAAUAAUGUGCUUUUGAUUGAAUUUACUUAAUCACCCAUGUGUUUUAAAGUGCCUGCCAUUUACCAGAUUAUGAUUUUUAUCAUUUUGUUAUACAUAAUUGAUUUAGUUGAAAAAUACAGUUCUGAACUGUAGGAACUUUACUACAUCCUGGUUAUUUUUAUGUAUUGAUAUUGAACUGAAAGGAAAACAUUCAGGAACGAUGCAAAGAACUAUCUGCGUGAAUUGAUGCCCCAAUCUUGUGACAAUCCUAGGUAUACUUAAGUAAUCCUUUUCCAAAACUGUUACAAUUGGAUUCAAAUUUUCAAGAGUGAAAUUCUUUUGCCUGCUGAUUCUUUUUUACGGUGCGUUUCUGGUCUCCACCUCUUACCAGAUUACGAGUGCAGCCAAGUUGUGUUUUAAGAAAAAAAAGUAAAAAUGGGUUGGAAAUCAGAAUUUUAGGACAAGCAAACUCAUUUGUUCAAUCUUAAGGUUGCCAUAGUUCAAAGCUCUCCGUUGAUUGCGUUUGCGUAUCACCUAAUACAGAAUAAUUUUUAUUUAUUUUCCAUUAUUUUCUUGUUUUCGAAACUCACAGUUUCUGAUUAUCAAAAGAAAACAUCCAAUUUUCUAAAGAUUCACAGUAUCAAUUUCAUUCACAUGAAAGAGCAUUCUAUUAAACAUCCACCCGACAAAUCAGAAUGAAAUCCUCACCUAUUGGUCCAUGAUGCCAAAACUUUAUAUAGGCUCUCAAUUCUGCAACUGUUAUGAUUCUAGUCAAAUAUAUAUUGCUCAGAUACUUCAAGUUAGUAACUUAAAAAAUUCAUGCAUGCUCUCCCAUGAUUAUUAAAGAUGAAAAAUUACCAAAAAUUGCCAACUUAAUGAUUUGCUGCAUGUUGCUCUAGUCACAGAUCAUUUAUUGGUUGCUUGGCUGAUCGGUGGAAGGCUUACUUUUAAAAUCAGUCUUGGAUGUGGCGUUGAAUUAAGAAAUACCCAGGAAAAAUAAUAAGUAUACUGAAAUUGUCCAAUUGAAUUCAAGGAAUAUGAAAUGAUUCUCUGCGUGCAACAGUUAUUUUGAAUGACUUUUUACACUUAUUUUUGAACAACAAAACCCUAUUUAGAUAGCACUAAGUAAAGCAGUUACAUUGAUGGUUUUGAAAAAAUACCCAUGUGCAAUUAUGUAGGGCUGCGUACUGAUUGUUGAAAUUGAUAGACAAAGCUAUAGACAAAGAAGACAAAAAGGACAUGGGAGGGAUCCUAUUGAUGGAAGCGGGUGGUUGCAAUGGACAAAGGAGGUUGGUAAUAGAUUAACUAACGGCAACUCUCGUUAGACCCUUCGGUUAGUUCAUCAUUUACCCUCUUAGUGUGUAAAAAACACCCAACUUAACCAAUAGGAUCGCUUCAUACUUAUCAUGUCUCCUUUUUCUAUUGCUUUCUCCAUCAAUUUCAACAAUCAGCCUGCAGGUAACAUAUGCUAGAUAAGGAUGCUAAUGGAUUUUCAAAAAUUACAGCCUCAGGAACAAGACUGAAAUUGGGGAGCACUCACAAGAAUCUCCAAAGGCUCCAUCAUACUCUUUAGCUACGUAGAAAAUUUGAUCUUUCCAUAGAUAAGAACCAUUUGCUCAGUGCAAUUUCCUCUGAAACACAGUUUAUUAGCAAUAACUUGUACCGUUCGAAAGUUAGAAGCAUUCAACAAUUUGGACUUCGACCCCACGUCCUCUGUUCCCCACUAUUUGGGGCAAAAAGCAACCCUUUUCCUCUCAGAUGAUUCUCUAUCAACCCCCAAAAUAUGACACGAUUCCCCGGGGGAGGGAGGGGGGGGGGCAAACACACCAAUUUUGAACAGUGUCCUCUGCUCAUUCUUAGCACCAAGUGACUUAGCAUCCUCCCUUGAACUGUCCAAGUCUCAUUGAGUAUUCUCUUUUUCUCAACAACAAAAAUGUUUUUAUAUGUUUGCUGCCCAUUUUUGACAGUUUUAACGAAUUUUCCCUCUGUUAUGUUUCUUUAUUGUUAUGUAAAUAAGAUAGUCAAUACUCAACAGCCAAAAAGUAUCAAACAGACUGUAAACAUGGUAACAAACAUGUUCUGCAGUCAAAUCAAUUUUUACACAUUAUCAAUUUGUCAAAAUUAGACUUUAUCUAGUGUAUUGCAUUGUAUAUAAGAUUGAAUUCUCGCUGUUCACAUCCAUUUCCACAGCAUGGUCCCAAUUCCAAAAUAAAUGCCAAAAAAUUUAAGGGUCAAUUCUUGAGAUCAAAAUAAGAUUUCGCCCACAUGGUUCCAAAAAUUCUUUCUGAGCUACAACAAUAUAACAGUCUGGAAUAUGUAUGUUUCUAAAAUGAUUAACUCCCCCUCACCUUCUCAGGUAGACCGUCAUAGAAUGUUUGUAUUUUUAUGUAAUUUUAAAUGCAGAGUCGAAACUUUUUAAUUUAAAAAAUUCUUUAGGUGAGUAUGUGAAUUUUUCUAAAUGUAUAUAAUAGAUUGAUUUCUAGGUACUUGAGCAAAUAUUUUUUUUCUCAAUCAACCUGGGAGGUAAAUGGAAACCAUUUUUGGCUUUUUCAAGACAGGGUUUUCUUUGCCAUUUAGGGUUAAGAAAAUCUUUAAAGAUUUUUAGAAGCUUAGUUCACUCUGUUUAUAGUAAAUUGGAUUUAAAAAAAUGCAGGUGCCUCUUUCCUCACUAAAAUACUUACCGAAAACUACUGAAUCACUACAUACAUUCUGUAAGACUUAUAUGCUCUAUAAAUAACUGCAGAAAAACUUUUAAAUAAUUUUCUCCAGCUCUCUCUGAUUCUAUCAUUAAAGUGCAAUUUUUUAAGCAGAGAGACGGUCAUAAAUAUAAAUGGACCCCUUCAAUUAUUCACCGUGAGAUGUUCAUAGUGGAUUUCAUCUCCAAGAGUUCUGUAGAAUGCCUAAUACAGGGAGACACUUGAAAUUGUGAGCAAUUAGACUUAUUUUCUUCUGUUUCCAAAUCUUAGACAGUUGUAGCUCAGAGGAGUUUAAUUUUGUAAUCAUGUUGUAGCCAUUUAAGUUUUAUUCUAGCCUCAAGAAUAGAUCCCGGAUUUCUUGGCUGUUAUUCUUAGGACAUUCUGUAUAAAUAUUUCUAGAUUUAUUAUUUUUAACAAUUUUGACAACUUUUGUAGCAAUGAAAUUUAUAUGUUAUAUUCUAAUUUAUAUUAAAUUGAUCUUCCAAAA